CUACAUAAACAACCAAGCCGACAACGACGACGACAGCAACAGCAAGAGAAACAGCAUCGCCACUGAACACCCGUCACCCCUACUGCAUACUCGACCUCACCCCCUAACCUCCCCCCUCCCCCCCACACCCACCAUGCCCAAGCCCAAGCCCGAAUGGCUCGCCCUCCUCGAGGCCCAGCUGAAAGAGUUCCCGCGGCAGAACAUCUACACGCUCGCGACGACAGAGCACGGCCAGCCAAGAGUCCGCCAUGUCGUCCAUCGCGGAGUCUCUCCCUCGGGCCUCCUCCUCAGCACGACAGACACGCGCAUGCCCAAGCUCGCGCAGAUCGCGCAGCAGCCCGCCGUGGAAGCCGCGUGGCUCUUCCAGACUAGCCUGGUGCAGUUCCGUAUCCGCGGGGACGCGUUCGCCGUCGGGCCGGACGGCAUGCCGAGCACCGGCGCGCCCGUCGACGCCGACAGCCCGGAGGCAGCAGCGGCGUGGUGGGCCGACGAGCGCGCGCGCUUGUUCCAGUCCGGCAUAGGCGACUACCUCCGCGCAACGUUUGCCCGGCCCGCCCCGCCCGGCAGCCUGCUCGCGGACGCGCCGCCGCCGGAUACCUGGCCUGCGGCAGUGCCCCCGGAGGCUACCACGCCAGAACAGCACGCCGCGCUCGAGCUCGCGCGCGCCCACUUUGCCGUCCUCGCCAUCGUGCCGCGCCGCGUCGAGAUCCUCGAGCUCCGCACCUCGCCGCAUCGUCGGCGCGAGUGGGUGCUGGGGAGCGAGGGGUGGGUGCAGACUGAUCUCGUGCCGUAGAGCCGCUAGGGGUGUGC
Messenger RNA from Vanrija pseudolonga, 810 nucleotides. RefSeq lists its product as uncharacterized. The record is from RefSeq and is a predicted model, not a curated record. Gene Ontology annotation, molecular function: FMN binding. Bases 134 to 793 code for a protein of 219 amino acids. The transcript is spliced from 4 exons. NCBI's taxonomy places the organism in Eukaryota, Fungi, Basidiomycota, Tremellomycetes, Trichosporonales, Trichosporonaceae.